This is a messenger RNA of Cinclus cinclus, 1479 nucleotides long. RefSeq names its product 5-hydroxytryptamine receptor 1F (gene HTR1F). Gene Ontology annotation, molecular function: G protein-coupled serotonin receptor activity. Gene Ontology annotation, biological process: adenylate cyclase-activating adrenergic receptor signaling pathway. Lineage: Eukaryota; Metazoa; Chordata; Aves; Passeriformes; Cinclidae. Bases 1 to 1104 code for a protein of 367 amino acids. Gene Ontology annotation, cellular component: plasma membrane. The transcript has a single exon. The record is from RefSeq and is a predicted model, not a curated record.
AUGGAUUUAAUAAACUCAACUGAACAAAACAGUACAUCAGAAGAACCUUUCAAAUGGGCGACAUCCAAGAUUCUCAUUUCCAUUACCCUGUCUGUGCUUGCUCUAAUGACAACGGCCAUCAAUUCUCUCGUGAUGACUGCAAUAAUUGUGACAAGAAAGCUCCACCACCCUGCCAACUAUCUCAUCUGCUCUCUUGCAGUGACUGACUUCCUUGUGGCAGUCCUGGUGAUGCCUUUCAGCAUUGUCUACAUUGUGAAGGAGACCUGGAUCAUGGGCCAGGUGGUGUGUGACAUUUGGUUGAGCGUGGACAUCACGUGCUGCACAUGUUCCAUCUUGCACCUCUCCGCCAUUGCUUUGGACCGGUACAGAGCAAUCACAGAUGCCGUGGAAUAUGCCCGGAAAAGGACACCUAAGCAUGCUGGCAUCAUGAUAGCAGUUGUAUGGAUCAUAUCCAUUUUUAUCUCCAUGCCACCUUUGUUUUGGAGGCACCAGACAACCAGCAGGGAGGACGAAUGCAUCAUCAAACAUGACCACAUUGUCUCCACCAUUUACUCCACGUUUGGCGCCUUCUACAUCCCGCUGGCCUUGAUUCUGAUCCUUUACUACAAGAUCUACAAAGCAGCAAAGACAUUUCACAGGAGAAGCAUCAGCCGGAUCGUGAGGGAGGAGGGAGUGAACGGACAAGUCCUUUUGGACACAGGUGAAAGAAGCACCAAAUCAGCUUCAAUGCCCAGCACAACAGAGAAGACCUCAGAUGCUCUGGUCAGCUCCGAUAAAAUCAACAUCACCCUACGAAGCCCCAGGUCUGAAUCCAAGCAUGAGAAAUCCUGGAAAAAACAGAGAAUCUCCAGCACGAGAGAGCGAAAGGCAGCAACAACACUGGGUUUGAUCUUGGGGGCAUUUGUGAUCUGCUGGCUCCCGUUUUUUGUAAAAGAAGUAGUUGUUAAUACCUGUGAAGCAUGUCACAUCUCAGAAGACAUGUCUAAUUUCCUAGCGUGGCUGGGAUAUAUAAACUCCCUUAUUAACCCUUUAAUCUACACAAUCUUUAAUGAAGAUUUCAAGAAAGCCUUCCAGAAGCUUGUACGGUGUGGGCAAUACCUUUAAGAGCGUUUGUUCAUAUAAGGAGAACAUAGUCAUUGUUUUUUAACCUGCAUAAAUUUAUAUAACUCAGAUGGUAUUUGUUGUAUUUGAGCAAAGCACCAGGACUCUGCAUUUACAUUAUAAUGACUUUUUUUUUUUUUGUACAGGUAAUAUUGGGAGCAUUAAUUGCCCAAGUUUUAAAGAGAUGGAUCAUCUGGGAUUGGUUUUGCUCUAGAAAAAGAGGUAGCAUACUGUGGCUCUGAUCCAGUUGGGAUUUGCACAGCUGCCUAGCUUGAAGCAUAAGGUAUUACCUUAUAUAUGAAGGAAAUAUGCAUUUGAGGUAGACAAAGAAACAAAACUUUUUUUUAAAUAACCCUCAGUCAUAAAUGAAAUGUUAAG